Molecule: messenger RNA, 1612 nt
Organism: Diachasmimorpha longicaudata
Lineage: Eukaryota; Metazoa; Arthropoda; Insecta; Hymenoptera; Braconidae
Product: mucin-2-like
Exons: 3
Coding region: 96-1433 (445 amino acids)
Source: RefSeq, a predicted model, not a curated record
UUCCCUUUACAGAUUAAGUCACUUUGACUUGUAUAAAAGCAGACCCAAAAUUUCUGGGCCAUCAUUGACUUCAAGUGGAUUGAAACAAAUUCAUCAUGCUUCAAUCCACAUUCUUCAUCCUACUGGGAUUCCUGAUCAGUGUUAAUGCCUCAUCCUGCCCUGCUGGCCAGGAGUAUCGCUUUUUAACAUGCGCCAGUCUGCCAUCAUGCCUAGGGAAUUGUUACCAACCAUGCACAAUGGUAUUGAAGCCUGGAUGCACGUGUAAGCCAGGCUAUGUACCAUGUUCGAAUUCCACCUGCAUUCCCCAGCCGUCGAGGUGUCCUAGCACACCGGGAGUCAACACUGAAAGCCCAACCACACCGGGAGUCAACACUGAAAGCCCAACCACACCGAGAGUCGACACUGAAAGCCCAACCACACCGAGAGUCGACACUGAAAGCCCAACCACGACUGCGAGAAUAACUCCUACAGUAACAUCACCACCAGUUACAACAACCAAAAAACCUGAUGAAAUACCACCCAUAACGAACUCCCCAUCAAGACCAACCGAGAAUCCGUCACCAAUAACACCACCAGUGACAACGCAACCCCCUCCCGUAAUCACAACAAUCCCAACAACAACUUCGUCAUCUGAACCUCCCGUCUCAUCAUCGACAACACCAUCUUCCAACCCCGACGUGACUCCGUCCACAACUUCUGCACCACCACGAACCACAGAGCCAGCGCCGGCUACAGGGACAAUCUCUCAGCGUUCAACGCCGCCCAACAUUCAUAAUCAGAGCACUGAACAACCAAUAAUAACUCCACCUACAGAUGUAACCCCUAAACCAUCAACACCUGAUGAUGUAACCACUAAGAACACCCCAUCUACUCCUUCAUCAACCACCCCAUCUACUCCUUCAUCAACCACCCAAUCUACUCCUUCAUCAACCACCCAAUCUACUCCUUCAUCAACCACCCCAUCUACUCCUUCACCAACCACCCCAUCUACUCCUUCAUCAGCCACCCCAUCUGCUCCUUCGUCAACCACAAAAUCGCCAAUCACACCAGCUACAUCAACAGAGAUACCGAAGAAAUCAAAAUGUUGUGUUCUUAUAGUUAAACUGCAGAACUGUAGUUUACCAGGAUUCAAUCUGACUUCAGAGAACAGUUUUGAGGUAGGUGAUGAGUGUUGUGAUUCUCUCAAUGAAGGUUUUGUGACUGACGCACUGAAAAAAUGUGGCGGAGAGAAAAAGACGGAAUCAAAAGUCAGCAACGAGCCUGAUUUCACAAACUUCAUCACAAACUUACAUACGGAAUCUAAGCGUGAGGGGAAUUUACCGGCGAGUGCAUUUAAAUCAUUUAACAGGCAACUAAGUCAGAGUAAUAGUGCAUUCAAAAAAUUAAGUUCUCCAGAACUCAUGAAGUUUAUCUCGGUUGUCAAAGAUGUCUAGACUCAAACAAAUGAAUGAUCAUUCAUGGAACUACUUAUGUCUUCCAUAUCUUUAUCUAUCGAUACUUUUUUUGGAUGUACAACUUAUUGGUGUAAUAAUUAAAUGAUUGUCAUUUUUCACUUUUGAGUAGUUGAGUAUAAUUAUUUAUGAUGUCAUGAAAUAUAUUGUAGUAGAUAGAA